AUGUACGCUGACCCCGACGCCAGAGGUGGAGUACUCGAAGCGGAAGGUAUAGUGGAGGUGAAGUUCAAGCAGCGUGACAUCCUCAAGACCAUGCACCGCCUCGACCCUGAACUGCUCAGGGUUGGAGCUAGGAUUGCAGAACUGAAGGAACAAAUCAAGGAUAUAUCGAAGAGUUUAGAUAGAAGAGGAUCUAUUGAUGACAGCUUAAUCAGAACAGACAUCGGCAGGGAAGCCGAGGGUCGUGUACGUGAAUUAGAAACGGAACUGUUGGCUGCUGAGAAGACAGCCAAAGCCAGGGAGAAGGAACUGAGCCCUAUUUAUCACGAGAUCGCUGUCCAAUUCGCCGAACUACACGACACAGCUGAGAGGAUGUUAGAGAAAGGGUGUAUAUUCGACAUAAUUCCGUGGCGUUCAUCCAGACGCCAGCUGUACUGGCGCCUGCGGCGUCUGCUGAAGCAGAACGAGCAGGAGGUGAGAGUACAGGCAGCCGUCAAGCCCGCAGACUCCAUGGACCAGGGAGCUGCCGCCGCCAGCCUUCGGAGGUGGUUCACUGAGGACCUUGGAGAGACACAGUCCCAUCAGUGGGAACACGACAAUGAGGCGGUGUGCAAAUGGUUGGAGAGUCAAGCAGGAGACGACAACUCCGUGCUGGAGAAGAAUUUGCGCGCCAUACACCAGGAUGCCAUUCUGCAGACCGUUAAUAACCUUGUGCUGGAAUUGACACCGUCCCAGCGAUCAGAGUUCUUAAGAAAACUGUCCGCAUUAGAAAUGGAACAAUAA
Arctia plantaginis is the source of this 780-nucleotide messenger RNA. NCBI's taxonomy places the organism in Eukaryota, Metazoa, Arthropoda, Insecta, Lepidoptera, Erebidae. The record is from the annotation of a GenBank genome assembly.